This is a messenger RNA of Durotheca rogersii, 1521 nucleotides long. RefSeq lists its product as uncharacterized. The record is from RefSeq and is a predicted model, not a curated record. Lineage: Eukaryota; Fungi; Ascomycota; Sordariomycetes; Xylariales; Xylariaceae. The transcript is spliced from 2 exons. The coding region runs from base 223 to 1377 and encodes 384 amino acids.
UGAAGAUAUGAUUAUUACCUUAUAGUAAGUUCUAAUAUUGGAACGUUAGUGUUCGAAUCGUGAUUGUCCGGUAUUUUCCCUCCGAGGAAGAGACUAUUGCCACUCUCAAGAAAAAGAAAACCUAGCAUAUCAAGUACUUACUUUCCCAUUGUCUUCUCAACGACUCUGUGAUUCUUCCUGCUCCGGCGCAGAUAUAUUAAAACAUCCUUGAACGUUAGGACGAUGGAUUCCAAAGACUUGGUCGCAAGUAGAUCGGAGUGGAAGGCAAAGGCGAAAGAGCUAGGUCUCGAGAACAUGUCUAUUUGCGACCUGAAGUCUGCUGCGUCCGCGUCGGAGAUGGAUUAUGCCCAGUACCUUCUUACUCGCUCUCACACUUCAAAAAAAAAUGCUAAGACACUCUUCGAUAACCCGACCCGCUUCAUUGGGAAGGAUUACAUGGAAAUGGCCCGAGAGAAAUUAGACGAGUGGCCGGCCUUCCAGCAGUAUCUUACACUUUUUGAUUAUGAGCCAUCGCAGCUGCUCGGGAACCCGUUCCCUGACGUCGGUGUUUUUUCGCUAAUCCGCAAAUGGCAAAUUGAUACUCUCGCCGUCGACGCUACGGGCCCGGCCGAGCUCCGGCGUUCCAACCGGGCCUCAGAAGCCUCAGCAGCGUCAGCUGAUACUCCGAAUCCGUCCAAGGCCAGCAAAGAGGAUAUACGUGAAAGGCCCAGCACGCCCGAUGAUCUGCUAACAGGGGAUUUCCAAGAUUUGCAGCUGUCUCCUUAUUCACCCGAGCAAAAAAGGACGAGCGAGGACCUGAAGCCGAUUGAGAGCGAACAGAUUGUGGUAUUAGCCACGGUCUCCUUACUCGACAUCCUAGUGAUGAGCCACCAACCCGAGGUAGAGAUGUCUGUUGCUCAAGCGGCAUUUUACCUUCAAAAGUGGGGACCGAAGGGGACUCGGGAGAAUGUUUUUGAGGCAAGGAUCGAUGGUUGUCUUCGGACGCGGGCCGGGAAGAAAAUUCACGUAAGCCUGGAGGCGAAGAAGGACGCACGAGAUAUUGGCAGAAACGAGGUCCAUUUUGGAAUUCAGGAAGCGGGCGAAAUUGCCUGCUGGGUCAGCAACUACCCACCAGAGAAUUUGGGACCAGACGGCGAAGAGAGUCGCCUUCUUAUUUCACCGAACAGGCACGAAAUCUACCUUACCUUUGCGAAGUUUGGCCGCGCAUACGUGGAUUAUAUUCAGGGCAGGCGACUUAUGAGUAGAACUCUGGAAGACCCCAAAAGUUUCCUGAACAUGAUGGUGUUUGGGCCCUUCGCCGUGGCUAGGAAGGAACAUAUGCAAGCUUACUGUAGGCUCGUUCUGGCUUUCGUCUUCCAAUGUUCUUCUAAAAAAUAGGUUGUCACGUAGCAGUUGAACCAGCCAUAUAUGCCCACAUACCGCACAGUGUAAUGUACGCGUCUGCGUUUUACGCGACAUAGGUUAAACAAAGUAGCACGCCACCUAUACAAGGGGUGGACGAAACUGAAAUUGCACCCCGUA